AUGGGCCUCAGAAACAGAUCAGAGAGGCCCACUUUGCAGUCAGAGAAAGGAACCAAGGACGGGACACGGAGAGACGGCGGGGAAGGGGUUCGGGGACCGGGCAUUGGGCAGAGGGCCACGCGGCGCCGGCGCUUCCGGUCGCCUUCUGAUGGCGUCAGCGGCGCUCGCAGCCUGGGAGGACAGAACGCGCCGAAAGCAGGCCGAGCCCGAGCUGCGCCGCGUGAACGGCACGGCCGGCUCCCAGCGGAGGCUCCUGAAUGGCAGCGGCUGCAGACCACAAACGACCCUGAGCAGAGCGGGACAGGCGACAGCGGGCGACAGAUACCGGAGACAGCAGGCGGGGAGGCCCCUUCAUCCGCCCGGAGCCCGCGAGCGCCCACCCCGCGCGCGCCGGGGCCGCCGCCUCCCGCGCCUGCGCAGUCUCCGCCUCCCCGUCGACGCGCGCUCCCGGCCGCUUCGGUCGAGGCCGUCUGGUACUGCCUAGUUCGGAGGCAGACGCUCUACCUGGGUUUUCAGCCGGCACAGCGCCCGCCCCCCAGCUCUCCUGACAGUCAUCUUGGCCCUUCUUCCCAAAGUGUCCGCCGCCACCCCUCCUCUCUCGACCCCCUCACCUCGCCUAUCCGCGGAGACUGGCGGUGCGCCAGCGUCCAGCUCUGCGCAUGCGCGGGACCUCCGUCCCGCCUCUGGUCGGCACUCAGCUCUGCGCAUGUGCGGGGCCUCCGCGCCGUACCUGGCAGGCACUUGUGGGCGGUUCCUCCCGCGUGGCCACGCGGGGCGCGGGCCUCGGCCUUUGGGCUUAAGCUUCACAGUGCAGUUUACCCUCAACACGGAUACAAGAUGCUUGCAGUGUUUAAUCUUCAGUGUAAGGUUUUCUCUAACAGGAACUCCCAAUGA
Molecule: messenger RNA, 894 nt
Organism: Rangifer tarandus platyrhynchus (Svalbard reindeer)
Lineage: Eukaryota; Metazoa; Chordata; Mammalia; Artiodactyla; Cervidae
Source: the annotation of a GenBank genome assembly